AUGGGUUACAAAAUUGUUUACCGAUCUCUCACGGAAUUAUUUCCACAGGUUGAUGCAAGGCUUUUAAAAGCUGUUGCUAUUGAGCACCCAAAGGACGCUAAUGAAGCUGCAGCUGUAGUUAUUUCAGAGAUUGUUCCUAAGUUUUACCCUACUCUGUCUGAUAAUUCUACACAACCUGGGAACAAGACACCCGCUAAUGUGCCAGAUAACAAAGUAGAACGUGGUAUGCAAAAUGGCACAUUGACUGGAUCAGAGAUGGGUGCUUCUUCAUCAGGAACUAAUCCUCUUACUGUUGAUUGUGACCAUGAAACAAGGGCCCCAAUUACUAAUUUGCUUUCUAAUAGGAACCAGUUGACAAAUGUGAUCCAAUUUGGUGAUCUCAAUAUUCAGAGCAAAGCAAAGAUCAGUUUGGGCGGAUCGGUUGAGUCGGGAGUGGUUUCCUCAGAUCCCCCUGCCUUCGUUCAGGUGGGAACCAAAUUGACUAGAGAUGGUUGCCAGACUGUUGAUUUUCACAUUAUAGGUAAUAAAGCGGAGUCAAGCACAAGCGCAGUUUCAGAAGAUGCUGUGCAUAAGGUGGUUUAUCCUGCAGACAAUUCAACAAUUACACAGGAAUCAUCUCGUUUGCAAUUUAGAUUUGGAAGUUUAGAUGAUGUGAAAGAGACGUCAAGUGGUUCAUUGGCUGGUGAAAAUAGUGCUGCAGAGUUGAGUAGUUCAUUGGCUGGUGAAAAUAGUGCUGCAGAGUUGAGUAGUUCAUUGGCUGGUGAAAAUAGUGCUGCAGAGUUGAGUYGUUCAUUGGCUGGUGAAAARAGUGCUGCAGAGUUGAGUYGUUCAUUGGCUGGUGAAAAGAGUGCUGCAGAGUUGAGUGGUUCAUUGGCUGGUGAAAAUAGUGCUGCAGAGUUGAGUGGUUCAAAUCUCGUGGACGAGACAUCAAAUGAUUCCUUCACCAUUGAAAAUGAUGACGCCGAGCUGUGUGGUGCUUUUAGCUCUGUUGUUAGCAGAUCAACCCAGGGAUGCAACAUUGAUCAUCUUGAACGGAUCAUCGAAGAUGCCAAAAGUAACAAGAAAACCUUGUUCACUGUGAUGGAAUCGAUCAUGAAUCUGAUGAGAGAAGUCGAAUCUCAAGAGAAGGAUGCUGAAAAGGUGAAGGAAGAUGCUACUAGAGGAGGCUUUGAUACCCUUGUCAAGGUUGAGGAGCUGAAGAAGAUGCUUGCACAUGCGAAGGAGGCAAAUGACAUGGAUGCUGGAGAAGUGUAUGGAGAGAGGUCAAUUUUGACCACUGAAGUAAAUGAGCUUGAAAAUCGCUUACUCAGCUUAUCAGAAGAACGAGAUAAAUCUCUUGCUGUUCUUGAUGAGAUGCGUGGAGUUCUUGAAACAAGACUAGCAGCAGCACUCGAGAUAAAAAAUACCGCUGAGCAAAUAAAGCAAGAAAAAGAAGGUUCUGCACGGAAAGCACUUGCUGAACAAGAAGUGAUCAUGGAUAAAGUUGUCCAAGAAUCAAAGCUUUUACAGCAGGAGGCUGAGGAAAAUUCAAAGCUUCGAGAGUUCCUCAUGGAUCGUGGUCGGACUGUCGAUUCCUUACAAGGAGAAAUCUCUGUGAUCUGUCAAGACAUCCGAAUCUUGAAGGAGAAAUUCGACAACCGAGUGCCAUUGAGCCUAUCAAUCACUUCAAGCCAGACUAGUUGUAAACUGGCGUCGUCUGGAUCAUCCAUGAAGAGCGUAUUGCUGGAGAAGCCUUUAGAGCCACCUGUUGAAACACCAGAAGCCUCAGGCAACAACAACAACAAGAGCCCGAAGAAAGCUUUGGUUAACGAGAGAAAAGACAACAAACAUAAAGAGCUUCUGGAAGAUGGUUGGGACAUCUUCGACAAAGAGACAGAGAUGUAA
This is a messenger RNA of Arabis nemorensis, 1884 nucleotides long. NCBI's taxonomy places the organism in Eukaryota, Viridiplantae, Streptophyta, Magnoliopsida, Brassicales, Brassicaceae. The record is from the annotation of a GenBank genome assembly.